Molecule: messenger RNA, 5370 nt
Organism: Nothobranchius furzeri (turquoise killifish)
Lineage: Eukaryota; Metazoa; Chordata; Actinopteri; Cyprinodontiformes; Nothobranchiidae
Product: AT-rich interactive domain-containing protein 3B
Biological process (GO): regulation of transcription by RNA polymerase II
Cellular component (GO): nucleus
Molecular function (GO): DNA binding
Source: RefSeq, a predicted model, not a curated record
UCCAUCUACGUUUAAAACUAGCGUAUGGUUUAUUUUGACUCGUUGCUGAAAGCUGUUUCCUUCCUGAGUUUUAUCGCCAACAAGAAGCGCACUGUUACUAGCUAGACUUUGUUUUUGUAGACCUAUAGGGCUGAACUUUGAGAAUGUUGGAAUUACUCACAGAUAAUAGGACUUGAAAUGUGUAAUUAAAUACUUGUUGUCGCUGGGCGGGUCUAAUGCUGUAGCGCGCCAUGCGAGGGGGGUGUGAACUCAAGUGUAGAGAGAGAGAGAGUAAAAAAAAACCUGACUGGGAGUCACCUCAGCGCUUUCAGAGAUACGAGAUCUGGCUCUUUACCAGCGUGUCCCCUCACGUAUUAAAGCCGGAAAUCAGAGGAAAUCAAAAGGGAAAUAAAGACAUCCAAACGGCCGGGCCCGCCAAGCAUGUCUCAGGAGCCCAGUGUGGCCUUUCCCCAGAGCACCUCCACAGGGGGAAUGAAGCUGGAGGCAGUGAUGGAGCAACUCCAGCGUCAACAGCAAGCUCGUCUGGAAAUGGAGCGCAAGGAGAGGAAGAUACGAGAGACCCACAUCAUGUACGCUCAGCAGCUCGCAGCCCAGCAGGCCAUCCUGGCAGCCGCCCGAGCUUCUGGGGCCAGCUUCAUGGGCAAAGGGAUGCCUGGAAGUGUUCCUGCCAGCAGCUUGCCUCCCCGUGUGUCCAAUCAGAGCAGUGUAGACUCAGAAAGAGAUGACGACGAGGACAGAGGUCGGGAUUCUGCGGACGAGGAUGAUGACAAUGAGAUGAUGGAGGGCGAUGAAGGCAGCGAUGAGGACGAGGGAAGUGCCAGUGGUCUGGAGUUCCUUCGUAAGCAGACCCUUGCUUUGCAGCAGAACGCCGCCCGUAUCCCAGCACGUCCGUUUGCAGGUUACUCUGUGUCGGCCCCCCAGAGGGCUGCCUCCCCCCCUGUCAGAGUGAAGCAGGAACCUGAUGAGGGAAUGUCACCUGCAGGGCCCAACUCUGCUGCUUCUCCGAAUGGACAAGGGGACUGGGGGUUUGACGAUCACUUUAGACAGAAUGGAAAUACUGGUUGGGCAGAUGAAGCUGACAGCAGCAGAGGAAGAGGAGAAGCCUCCAGAGAUUUUGCUAAGCUGUAUGAGCUGGACAACGAUCCCAAAAGGAAGGAGUUUUUGGAUGAUCUCUUCACCUUUAUGCAGAAGCGAGGAACCCCAGUGAAUCGAAUCCCCAUCAUGGCUAAGCAGGUUCUGGACCUGUAUAUGCUGUAUAAGCUGGUGACGGAGAAAGGUGGCCUGGUGGAAGUCAUCAAUAAGAAGAUCUGGAGAGAGAUCACAAAGGGACUCAAUCUGCCCACAUCCAUCACCAGUGCUGCUUUCACGCUGCGCACACAAUACAUGAAGUACCUGUAUCCGUAUGAGUGCGAGAGGAAAGGUCUGAGCUCCCCUGGUGAGCUGCAAGCCGCCAUCGACAGUAAUCGACGUGAGGGCCGUCGCCCCAGCUACAGCAGCAGCCUCUUCCGCUUCUCUCCCUCUCCCGGCACAGCUCCCCACAUCCUGUCUCCUCCCAAGAUGCACCUGUCCAACCUGAACGCAGUGACCUCAGUGGGCCUCAAUGGUCUGCAGGCCUCGCCAGGGCCCUCUCUGAAGAAGGAUGACCUGACUCCUUCCAUCAUGACAUCCAGGCCUCCCAUGGCGCUGUCCUUGGGUCAGCAACAGGUUGCAGGUUUGGCCAGGGCCGCCACCCUGGAGCAGCUGAGGGAAAAGCUAGAGACGGGUGGAGGAGAGGGUCCCGAGAGGAAGAUGGCUCGCCUGGCCGAGGAGCAGCAGCGCUUCAUGCAGCAGGCUUUCCAACAGAACCUGCUGGCCAUGGCCUCCCAGAUGCCCAUGAACCUGCGCCUGGGAGCUCCUACCAUCACCACCAGAGAUGAGAAGCAGCAGGACAUGUCUCUGAGCAUCUCCACCAAUGGGAACGCCAGCAUCACUGUCUCAGUGGAGGUGAAUGGGACCACCUACUCAGGAACCCUGUUUGCCCAGAAGGCUGCUGGGAACCUGGGCCCCACCAUGUCAGCUGCUGCUGCCUCAGCCUCCCCUGCUGGGACCAGCUCAAGCUUUGGUUUCUCUGCACCCCAGGCUCAGACCCUGAGCCCCACAUCCUCCUCUGCCUCCUCCUCCAAGGCGUCUGGCUCAGCUGAGCCAGCCCCCAGCGGGUCACCCUAAUUCAUGCUUCGUGCUGGCCCCCCAGGGCUCUGUUCCUCUGAGGGGUCCCAGCAUGAACAUACAGUACAAAGAGAAACCAAUAAGAAACUGUUGCACAACAAAUACCUCAACAACCCUGUCGACCCUUUGGCUGUCCUAAUCGAGAACACACACACGCGCACACACACACACACACACACUUUCUGCUAUGCAUAGAACACACACAGUCUCUCACACAUACACUUGUUAAUCUUAGUGUACAUGCUCAACACAAUCAGCUCAGCCAAAUCCCACUGACAGGUGAAUUCACAACUGAACUUGAAAAGUUUGAUCUUAGGACAUUUUGUUUGUUUGUUGCCAUUUUGUCGUCUUUUUUUGAUUUGUGUUUGAUUUUGUUUUUCCUCUUUUUACAUACCUCAAAUCAAGUAACCUGCAGUGGUGUCUUCACCUCAGGAGCUGUAGAAUAUUUAACCUGAAUCAACUUUAUUUUUGUAUUCAUUUUGAACUAGUUGCAAUCGGGGGAAGUCUGGUUUGUCUCACCAGUAGAACCUGACCUUUAGAGCUCACAGCAAUAGGCCUCCAGGUCGGUUUAACACACUGUAACCUCGCGCUGAACUCAAACUGGUGCAUGAUGAGAUGCUGUGGAUCAGCAGAUUGAAUACCUCAUAAUAACUACCCUCAGUCAAGAUCACAUAGAGUCCGAUACAAACCUGUAAUAGUUACUCGCAGGUCUGCACAAGCUGUCUUCAAGGAGUUAGCGCACAAAGUUGGAGGGAACAGCAGCUCUUCACCACUACCAACAAGCCCAUUAGCACCAGAGCAGGUGACGCUGAGGCCGUCCUAAACCCAGCGACAUCAAACUCAAACCUUUGUUCCCCGUUUCGUCUGCAUCCUCACAGCCUCGGAGCUGAACGUCCAGUGGGAUGGCGUCUUCAUUAGCUCAUAGUCCCCAGACCUCAUGCUAGCCCCGCUGUUCCAGUGUGUGUGUGUGUGUGUGUGUGUGUGUGUGUGUGUGUGCGUGCGUGCGUGCGUGUGCGUGUGAGUGUGUGUGUGUGUGUGUGUGUGUGUGUGUGUGUGUGUGAGUGAGGGAAGGGGGGGCGUCUCUCUCAGGAAGCAAAGUGACAACUGCAAGGAAUCACUGUUGAUUUUAGGAGGAUUCACAUGUGAAGAAUGCACAAGACUACAUGACUGUUUGAAAAAAGAAAUACCUCAUCAGACUCUCCCAGAGGGGGGGAGCCACACUACAUACCUCGGCUGUGAAGCCACUAAGACUUGACGCCACAGAUCCUGCCUGAACUGAAACUGACAUGGAUGUGCUGACACGCUGCGAGGUUGUUUUUGGGGACAAAGCAUUGGGAGGGGUUUGCUUUCUUUCUCCUGUAUUUACUUGUAGAACCUGUUUCAUGCUUGCUUUCCAAAGGGGGAGGGGGGUUGUUGUCUGUGGGGAGUGAUAUAUAAAUAUAUAUAAAUAUGCAUAUUUUUCAGGGAAGGGGAGCAGAGAGGUUGGCUCCUUGCUGUUGUAUAGAUUUACAGGAUGUGUUGAGUUUAGGUGUGAACACAGAAAAGGACGUCUACUCUCACGGCUGACAGAAACGACAUGCAUGUGUACAAUCAUGUGACCAGUGUUUUAACACAUGAAGCCUCUGGUUAUUGCACAGCUCGAUACCAAAGACAAGUCCAGUUGGUCCUCAGCAGACAAUCCUGGCCUCACCUGCUGAUGUUGUGGGACAGGUUGUGUCUUUCCCUCUAGACCUUUGUUAGGGUGGGUCAAGUACUUAUUAGAAUCUGGACCUGACCGCACAUUAGAACAUUUUAAACUGCAAGGGAUCUCAAAUCUGGACACGUGUGUGAGUGUGUUUUCUGAUAAAUCACCUCCUUCACUAAAUGUUGGUAUUUACCCACAGUUCCAGCCCCACGCUCAGCCGGAUUCAGUCUGACCUAAAUCUAAAACACGUUUUGCCCCUUAAAGUUCUUUUUUUAGUGUAAAUUCUGAAAUGGGUUUCUUAGCUUUUACCGGUGUUGAAUGUGAGGUGUUUGAACCAGCGAUGCUUUACUAGAUGCUAUUUUAGCCACUAUCUGUGGAGGUGCAGACUGCAGGUCACAGCUGAUGGUUGAGGAGGCGGAGCAGCUGGUCGGUGACUUGUGAGGACCGUAUGGUCUAAAGGUGAGGAGUGUAGGUGCUGCCUUAAGUUGCUGCUGCUGAGAUCAGGUUUCUCCUUCCAGCUGGCUGAGAAAAAAACUCACAACUAUCUUUUAGGGAGCACUCGACGCUCGUCAUCCUUCACACGGUUUACUUAGCAGCUGAGUUUUUUAUAUUUAUUUGUGUUUUUGUGUCCUGGUAGAGCUUGGGUUUUUUAGAGUGUGACUAAAGUGUUUUCUUAUUUUACGUCCAACUCGUCUGCUUCCUCUGCAGCCUCACUGCAUGUGUGUGUGUGUGUCUGUGUGUGUGUGUGUUUAACAUGGUGAGUUGUGUAUUAGCUGUAAAAAAAGCUGCAGGUGGCGCCAUUGUUUCAUCUAUUUAAAGAGAAAAGGCACUUGGGAGCUGCCCAGUACCAUCGGUUUUGCUCUGCUCCUCCUGCAUGUGUGUGUGAUGUUUGUUUACCCCUACCAUGGGGCAGUGAGGUGCACCGAUCAGUGAGGACCAGCCUCCAGCUCCUCUCAACGUUUGAGUUGAGGCUCUUAGUCACCGGUAACGGCAGGCUGCAGGCGCCUCGUCACUCAGGAAGGACGAAGUCUGAGGAACCCUUUUGUCUCUGAUGAUUUGGGAGUAAAAUUCACUUCUACGUUGUGUUAAGAAUCUAACCUGAUCUGUGUUUAACAGGUUCAUAUGCAAGUGGUUAUGGAAUACCUCAUUUAUCACUUAUGUUGUUGUUUUGGCUUGUACAAUGCUCCGUAUAUUAAUUCAACUGUGGGGUUUGUGCAUAUUUUUGUACUGUUAUUAUUAUGAACAUGAUAAUAAUGAUAUUACUGAUAUUUUAGUUUUCUCUUUGAUUAAAGCAAACAUAAGAAAAUAGGACAAAACAUAUGAAUGCUUGUAAAAACUGGUUUGUGCUGAUUGUAUUUAAGAGGAGCACUUUUCCAAAGUGGUUUUCACACAUUCAGUUUUGUUCAUAUUAGUUAAUAUAAAGAUAUGGUUCUCAGGGCUUUAAACUUGUAUGUCAUGAUAAAGUUUUACUUUAUAUCUUA